Syngnathus typhle (broad-nosed pipefish) is the source of this 1800-nucleotide messenger RNA. RefSeq names its product aurora kinase A (gene aurka). Gene Ontology annotation, molecular function: protein kinase activity; ATP binding. Lineage: Eukaryota; Metazoa; Chordata; Actinopteri; Syngnathiformes; Syngnathidae. Gene Ontology annotation, biological process: mitotic spindle organization; regulation of cytokinesis; protein phosphorylation. The record is from RefSeq and is a predicted model, not a curated record. Bases 277 to 1563 code for a protein of 428 amino acids. The transcript has 9 exons. Gene Ontology annotation, cellular component: spindle microtubule; spindle pole centrosome; chromosome passenger complex.
GCGAGGGACUUUUGAAACUAAACUAACGACUGGGGGCUACCUCUUCGGCCAUUGUCGUUCCUGACUCCAGAUUGUACUUUUUAGGGGAUAAAAAAAAAUAUUGUUAUUAUCAUGGACGAGUGCUAAUACUGUCCUGGGUUUCGAAACGUUGGAAGUAAAAUCAAUUUCUGUGACUUUGUCGCUUGUACCCUUACAUUUGCUGCAGGGGCACUUUACUGUAACGUUAGCUCGGUUAACGUUGCCUACCAUCGCCGUAGAAUUUCACACUUUCUGACCAUGGAGACAGAUACCAGGCACAAACUACAAAACAACCUGCAGACUGAAAGAACCGAAAUUAAGCGAGCUGAGGAUGGACCAAUGCGUAUCCCCGUGUCUCAUAUGGCCUCUAAACGUCUCGUAGUCCCAUCCCAGCAACCGCAACGCAUUCUGACAGUGUCCAAUGGGCCUCAGCGCUUAAUGCACCCGUUAAAACACAGCAAGUCUGCGCAUCACCUCCUCAGUUCCACCAAGCCUGCACAACCCGAGAAUCAGAAUGUCAAACUGGCAGCGGCAAAUCCGCAGCCCAAAGCUCCUGUCCGGCGGAGCCAGCCUAUGAUGAAUGAGCCUAAAGUGAACCUGGGGAUGACAAAACCUGCUGUUGAAGCCACUGCCAUGGAAGCUGCAAAACCUGAGAUUCCACAAAAGGAACCAGCCAAGAAAGAUUCUGCAGACACAUCGUCAUCCAAGAAGCGUUGGAGUCUGGACAGCUUUGAAAUCGGCCGGCCACUGGGAAAGGGCAAGUUUGGCAACGUCUACCUUGCCAGAGAGCGCCAGACCAAAUUCAUCCUGGCCCUGAAGGUGCUCUUCAAAAAGCAGCUGGAGAAGGCGGGCGUGGAGCACCAGCUGAGGAGAGAGGUGGAGAUCCAGUCUCAUCUCAGGCACCCCAACAUCCUACGCCUCUUCGGCUAUUUCCAUGACGUUUCCCGUGUGUACCUCAUACUCGAAUAUGCCCCCAAGGGCGAGCUCUUCGGUGAGUUGCAGCGGUGUGGAUUUUUCCCCGAAGAUCGCAGUGCUACGUACAUCAUGGAGCUGGCAGAUGCCCUGGACUACUGCCAUUCGAGGAAGGUGAUCCACAGGGACAUUAAGCCCGAGAAUCUCCUGCUGGGCACCAACGGGGAGCUGAAGAUCGCCGACUUCGGUUGGUCCGUCCACACGCCCUCGUCCAGGAGGUCUACUUUAUGCGGAACACUGGAUUAUUUGCCUCCCGAAAUGAUCGAAGGGAAGACCCACGACGAGAAGGUGGAUCUGUGGAGUCUCGGCGUGCUUUGCUAUGAGUUCCUGGUCGGGAAACCACCAUUUGAAACCCAAUCUUACAAGGACACGUAUCGCAGGAUAUCCAGGGUUGAGUACUUGUACCCGUCGCAAUCCAGCGUCAGCGAACUGGCCAAAGAUUUGAUUUCUCGCCUGCUGAAGCACAAUCCUGCAUAUAGACUGCCCAUAAAAGGGGUUCUGUCUCACCCCUGGGUGGUCCAAAACUCCACCAAGAAGCCCAGCGCCCACGGCAUGGAAGAGCUCAGCCACUGAUGGAAAUAAAUCAUUUCAUGCUGGCGGUUUUAAGUACGGUCAACUUGAGCCAUGCCUUUCUUCUGGUUUCCCUUCUUGUAAAUAUUUCUCUCUUCUAAUAAUUGAAUUUUAUUGACUUGAAAUGUAAAUAAGAUAAAAUCCUCUUGCACUUUGCCUUUAGCCUAGCAACCUCUUGAUGUUUGUUGGGUGUGCUAUUUUGGACAGCAGGGGCCGCCAGUGCACCACUAUCGCUCAUGG